GGUGACUAGUAAAGAGAUACAAAUAAAUAGACUGCUGAUCAUCAUUAUCUAUUCAAUUAUACUUGUUAUUAAUACCUUCUUGCUUAAUUCAUUUAAUCUUUUUCGUUGCAAUUCUUACUUCAACUGUCUUGCUGUCUUUGUAAUUAUUUCUUUGUUUGUUUCAUUGCUUCUUCUCAUUGUUUUAUUUGCUUCCGCCUUUUACCGGGACGAUCUUCAUAAAGUAUUCUGUUCUAUGUGAUUGCUUUUAAAUUAUUUGAUCAUCACCCCUUCUAUCAAGUGUAUAUCCGUGUAUUGCCCCUCCAUUGUUUUUCAUUUUUUCAGUUAAUUCUGAUUACCAAUCUCCAGUCAUCAAAAUGAGCGAUGAAGCUUUCGUUACCCUUUCCACAAAUGACAAUUACUGCCUUGGUGCACUUGUCUUGGGUCACUCAUUAAGAGACGUUGGUACUUCUAGGAAACUGGUUAUACUCGUAACGCCAUCAGUCAGCGCUGAUAUGAGAAAAUGUUUAUCUAAAGUAUAUGACCUUGUCCGAGAAGUGGAUGUUAUGCAUAGCAAUGAACACAAAAUACUCGAAGUAAUGAAGAGACCUGAAUUAGGUGUGACUCUAACCAAACUUCACUGUUGGCGUUUAACGCAAUUCAAGAAAUGUGUUUUCAUGGAUGCUGAUACUUUACCAUUAAAGAAUAUUGAUGAACUCUUCGAGAGAGACGAACUAUCUGCUGUCUGUGAUAUUGGCUGGCCUGACUGUUUUAAUACUGGAAUAUUCGUAUUUCGACCAAGCGAAACAACAUUUGCCAGUUUAUGUAAACUUGCCUCUGAAAGUGGUUCAUUCGAUGGAGGUGAUCAAGGAUUGUUGAACACCUAUUUUUCUGAUUGGGCUACCAGUGAUAUCUCUAAACAUCUCUCUUUUGUAUACAAUAUGAGUUCAGUUUCAACCUAUUCUUAUCCUGCUGCAUACCAGAGAUUUGGUGAUACAGUUAAAGUUGUCCAUUUCCUUGGUGCAUUAAAACCAUGGAUGUAUGGUUUCAACGCCAUGACCAGAAAAGUUAUUCCACCUCCAGUUGGAUCACAGACGCAACAAUUGGAACAUGUUCAAAAAUGGUGGAGUGUUUUCAUUAACCAAGUUCAACCUAAUUUAACUUCCGACUGUAUUGGUAAUUUCACUAUUAUUGACCAAGAUUGUUUUGGUAAAUCUCCUCCGUUCGAUUAUGCAGAGCAUAAAGAGAAACAGCUAAUCAAGCAUGAUACGGGAACUUGUCUUUUGCAUGAAAAUAUUGAUGUUGAUAAGCAUUUUGAUGAAAAUAACAAGACCAAAGGGAAAUCUGAAAAUGUUGAUUUAAAUAAUGAUGAUGAAGAUGAUUAUCAAAAGAAAGAUUUGGAGGAUGGCUUAGCUUCACAGUUAGCUAAAUUACGUCUCGAUUCGCCACAUGAUAGUCAUUAUCCUGGUGUUAUUGGAUCUUCGGUGCACCUUGAUGAUUAUAGUCGUAAACGAGCUUGGGAAUCUGGUGCAAUUGAUUACAUGGGAGUUGAUUGUUUUGAAAAUAUUCAACGGAAGCUUGAUGAGGCUAUUGGUGAAACCUCUUAUUUCAUACCCACUGAAGAGUCAUUUGAUGCAGAUGUACCUUCAGAUGAAACAACACCGUCGACUGAACAGCCAACCACCUCAAUUUAAAUAGAUACAAGGAUAACUCUAAUGCUCAUCUUCCUCUUUUCGUCAUCUCUGAAGACAUCAUCUCUGUUAUAUCUUCCUUAAACAUCAUUGUUCGCUUUUCUCUUCCUAUUCUCUUUCCCUUCCAACAAUCAUGUUUUAAUUUUCAUUUUGCAAAAAAACAAAAGUGCCUACCAACAAUCUGCAAAAUCAUCUUACCAAACUGAUAGUCAUAUGUCUCGAACCAAUAAGACACUCCAUAUUUCGUUGUUUUUGUCUUCAAAUGCCAAAAUUAGCCUUAGCUACUUCCCAAUACAUCGAAAUAAUAAUGAGCUGUUAAUCAGUCCCAAUGCUAGUUUGCAGAUCUAGUGUUUUUUAACAAAAUUUUAUUCAUUUUUCUCUGCUUCUACAUAAUGUUAUGUGUACUUUAAAACUAAAAACUUGCGCUCUUAGUGGAAUCUUGCUUUAAAAAAGAAAGAUGAUGGAACAAGAAUCAUCUUUCUCCAUGAAAUCCGACUGUUCAGCAAUUGUGAGAUUUAUUUCAAACAUUUUUGUCCCUUUUGUUGCCUUCCAUUCUAUCCGUUAAGCAAACCUUCGCAAAUUACAAUCUCCCACUUUUUCAAUAUCAUGUAAUUAAUAUUGAGAUUUAAAGAUUAAUAGUUGUGGCAAAUGGAUGCUCACAGCUGGGUAAAUGAUAAUGCCACUGAUUGUUACAUCGCUAGUCCUUAAAUGAAAUCAUUGAAUAAUCACAUGAAAUGACAAAUUGUUGAUCUGAUGAAAUGGGCAACUUAAUUGUCUCUAAAAACCAGCAUAACAAAUUAAACUAUUAGAUUUGCUUCUGCUAAUAUUUUAAAUGUGAAACUGAAUUAAAGAGAAAAUUAUCUCAUCAAUUGUUAUCCACUUUUGAACCUUUUAUUGGGUUAAAUCAUCACAAAAACUGAAAGCUCAAUUGUUGAAUGAAAAUAAUAAAAUUGUCGUAAUUAAACAUACAAAA
This is a messenger RNA of Tetranychus urticae (two-spotted spider mite), 2640 nucleotides long. It is a transcript of the gene Gyg, whose product is annotated as glycogenin 1. Gene Ontology annotation, molecular function: glycosyltransferase activity. The record is from RefSeq and is a predicted model, not a curated record. Lineage: Eukaryota; Metazoa; Arthropoda; Arachnida; Trombidiformes; Tetranychidae.